This is a messenger RNA of Melanotaenia boesemani (Boeseman's rainbowfish), 1457 nucleotides long. RefSeq names its product developmentally regulated GTP binding protein 2 (gene drg2). NCBI's taxonomy places the organism in Eukaryota, Metazoa, Chordata, Actinopteri, Atheriniformes, Melanotaeniidae. The record is from RefSeq and is a predicted model, not a curated record. Bases 121 to 1215 code for a protein of 364 amino acids. Gene Ontology annotation, biological process: cytoplasmic translation. Gene Ontology annotation, cellular component: cytoplasm. The transcript has 14 exons. Gene Ontology annotation, molecular function: GTP binding; GTPase activity.
UGUAAGCACGCGACUCCUUGUUUCUACCGGACUAUUUACAUGAACGGAACGUUUUCCGGUUGUAUGUGCACGCCACGGAGUGAAUCCUGUUAGCAGCUGCAGCCCACCUGAACCGCCGCCAUGGGCAUUUUAGAGAAAAUUGCAGAAAUAGAGAAAGAAAUUUCUCGGACACAGAAAAACAAAGCCACUGAGUACCAUCUGGGUUUGCUGAAAGCCAAGCUAGCCAAAUACAGAGCUCAGCUUCUGGAGCCCUCUAAGUCAGGCGGGGUCAAAGGCGAAGGCUUUGAUGUUAUGAAAUCAGGAGAUGCUCGUGUUGCGCUUAUUGGUUUCCCGUCCGUUGGUAAGUCCACCUUUCUUAGCUUGAUGACAUCAACAGCCAGUGAAGCUGCAUCCUACGAGUUCACUACCCUCACCUGCAUACCUGGUGUUAUAGAGUACAAAGGAGCCAACAUCCAGUUGCUCGAUCUGCCUGGAAUCAUAGAGGGCGCUGCCCAAGGAAAGGGAAGAGGUCGUCAAGUCAUUGCGGUCGCCAGGACAGCAGACGUCGUCAUCAUGAUGUUGGACGCCACCAAAGGAGAUGUUCAGAGAGAACUUCUAGAAAAAGAGUUGGAGUCAGUGGGCAUCAGACUCAACAGGAUAAAACCAAAUAUUUAUUUCAAGCCCAAGAAAGGUGGCGGCCUUUCCUACAACUCCACAGUUCCUCUCACUCAGUGCUCAGAGAAGCUCGUUCAGCUCAUUCUUCAUGAAUACAAAAUCUUUAAUGCAGAAGUGCUCUUCAGGGAGGACAGCACACCAGACGAAUUUAUUGAUGUCAUUGUUGGAAACAGAGUCUACAUGCCUUGUCUAUAUGUGUACAAUAAGGUGGAUCAAAUCUCCAUCGAGGAGGUGGACCGCCUGGCACGGAGACCUCACAGCGUUGUCGUCAGCUGUGGAAUGAAGCUGAACCUGGAUUAUCUCCUGGAGAGGUUGUGGGAAUACCUUGCACUGAUUUGCAUUUAUACUAAGAAAAGAGGAGAGCGCCCAGACUUUAACGACGCCAUCAUCAUGAGGAGAGGAGCAAGUGUAGAACAUGUGUGCCACAGAAUCCACAGAACCUUAGCCAGCCAGUUCAAAUAUGCCUUGGUGUGGGGAACCAGUACCAAGUACAGUCCUCAGAGAGUGGGCCUAACACACAUCAUGGAGCACGAGGACGUCAUCCAAAUUGUAAAGAAGUAAAAGAAACUUCUGACUGGAUAGAAGAGACCUCAGGAGAAGAUUUCAAAAACCCAACAAACUGUACAGCAAAGAAAAAUAGCUAACAUCCUUAUUUUCUAUAAGAAAUCUAACAAACGGUGAGCUGCAGAAACGGAAGCUGAUUUUGGACAGAAAGAGGUUUAUUUUACCUUUAAGAUAAAGAUGCAAAAUGCAUUAAUUCAGAAAGAUGUGGGGACUUAUUAAACAUUUAAUCAAACAUUUAA